AUGGCGGUUCCCGAGAAUGUUGGGGCCAAAAUCGGUUCAUCGAGUCAAAAUUUGGACAACAGUGUAGUGUCAUCGGACUCGGGCGAGGUUGAGCAAUCAAAACCCAGAACCGGGUCCAUCAACGGCGAUCAGAAGCUGAACAACGGCGUGUUCAACCACCAAGAUAGAGUUCCUACCACUAUGUCAGUGCCCAAUAGCAAUUAUAACUACAAAGCCCAAAUGGGUCAGAUGCACGCAAAUGGGGUGAACAAUGAUGGGUAUGGGAUGAAUGGGGACAAUGGGGGUGAGAGUUUCAAGCGUGAUAUGAGGGAUUUGGAAGAACUUUUGUCAAAGUUGAAUCCCUUGGCUGAGGAAUUUGUUCCCCCAUCACUAACCAGUACUCAAGGCUACCUACCUGGACCUGGUGCAGGUGCUGGUACUGGGUUUGGUUUCGCCAAUAAUUUUAUACUGCUCAAUGGUUUUGGUAAUGCAAACGGUCAAACUAACAGAAGGAGGAAGAAUGGGUAUAAUAAUGGGAAGCGAAGAGUAAAUCAUAAGAUAGAUAUGGAGAAAAGAGAGGAGAUGAUUAAGAGGACUGUUUAUGUGUCUGACAUUGAUCAACUGGUCACUGAAGAGCAGUUGGCAGCACUAUUUCUUAACUGUGGCCAGGUUGUUGAUUGCCGAGUAUGCGGAGAUCCCAAUUCCAUUCUUCGGUUUGCCUUCAUUGAGUUUACGGAUGAAGAAGGUGCAAGGGCUGCUUUGAGCCUGUCUGGAACCAUGCUUGGAUACUACCCUUUGAGAGUUCUGCCUUCAAAAACUGCUAUUGCACCUGUUAACCCUACAUUUUUGCCCAGGUCUGAAGAUGAAAGGGAGAUGUGUUCAAGAACAAUUUAUUGCACAAAUAUUGACAAGAAGCUUACUCAAGCUGAUGUCAAACAUUUCUUUGAAUCUAUUUGUGGAGAGGUUCAACGGUUGAGGCUUCUAGGGGAUUACCAUCAUUCAACUCGAAUUGCUUUUGUUGAGUUCACUCUGGCUGAGAGUGCAAUUGCUGCUCUAAGCUGUAGUGGGGUGAUUCUUGGUUCACUGCCCAUAAGGGUAAGUCCCUCGAAGACACCAGUUCGGUCGCGUGCUCCUCGCCCUUCCAUGCACUGA
Molecule: messenger RNA, 1131 nt
Organism: Sphenostylis stenocarpa
Lineage: Eukaryota; Viridiplantae; Streptophyta; Magnoliopsida; Fabales; Fabaceae
Source: the annotation of a GenBank genome assembly